Molecule: messenger RNA, 1257 nt
Organism: Helianthus annuus (common sunflower)
Lineage: Eukaryota; Viridiplantae; Streptophyta; Magnoliopsida; Asterales; Asteraceae
Product: elongation of fatty acids protein 3-like
Exons: 1
Coding region: 170-1036 (288 amino acids)
Biological process (GO): fatty acid elongation, saturated fatty acid; sphingolipid biosynthetic process; very long-chain fatty acid biosynthetic process
Cellular component (GO): endoplasmic reticulum membrane
Molecular function (GO): fatty acid elongase activity
Source: RefSeq, a predicted model, not a curated record
GCAUAAACAUCAUCAGCAUGCCAUCGCUGAUUACUACCUCAAAUCCAAAAGUCAAACCCCCUUGUCAAGAUUUCCAACACCCAAUCAAUCCAAUCCAUACACAUAUAUAACCAAAUUCUUAGAUCUCAAUCAAACCCAUUUCAUUCAUUCACAAAUUUCCUCCAUCAAAAUGCAAACUCAACCAGUAUUACACCGUCUUUCUCACAUGGUAUCAGAGCAUCCAACCGUUAUCGGAUUCCGCUGGAGCCACGUCCAAUCAUGGGGCGCCACGUGGGCCUUCCUAUUCUCCUCCAUCUCCUUCUACUUCACCCUUUCCACCACCCUCCACGUCAUCCUCCUCCUCUUCCGCCACCGCUCCCGCCCCGUCCCCGUGGGCCCCAUCCCCGCCGUCCACAGCCUCAUUAUGUCCGUCGUCUCCGCCACCAUACUCGCCGGAACCCUCACCUCCGCGGCCGCAGAGAUCCGUGACACUCGUUGGCUCUGGGGCCGCUCCAAAACAACUAUACAUUGGCUACUAUGUUUCCCACUUGGCACGCGCUCAUCUGGGCGCGUGUUUUUUUGGUCAUAUGCUUUUUACCUGUCACGUUACCUUCACGUGAUGCGUACCUUUUUUACUAUCCUACGAAAGCGUAGGCUUUCCCUAUUUCACCUCUUUGUAAAUUCUAUACCAAUUAUGAUGUCAUUUCUCUGGCUGGAAUUUUCGCAGUCGUUUCAAGUACUACAGAUCGUUUUCAUAGCUUUCACGGAUUCAGUUGUGUAUGGAUACCGGUUUUGGAUCGAAUUCGGGUUACCAACGGCUUCGUUUCCAUUGGUGGCCAAUAUUCAGAUGAUGUUGUUGGUUUUGAAUUUUAUUUGUCAUUGUGGGGUGUUGUUUUUGCAAGUGUGGGGUGGUGGGUGCAAUGGAAUUGGGGCUUGGGUGUUUAACUCGGUUAUUAAUGGGGCUUUCUUGUUCAUGUUCUUGAAUUCGUUCGUUAGAAUGCGUUGGAUUCGUCGAAAGGCGUUGGAGUCGAUGAGCACAAAUGGUAAAAUCGAUUAAUUUAGGGUUAUCGAAUAUGGUAUUCUUUGGUUACAUGGGUCGAGGAUGAGGAGGAUCGGACAAUCUUUGAACAUGUAUAACUUAUGAAUAUAUGUAGAGAUAGCAUUGGGUGCGAUCAAAGUAAUAUCUUUUGUAUAGUUGAGAAAUAGGGAUUGUUUGUAUUUUUUAACGUCAAACAAGAUCAUCAAAGUGUUGAUUUAAUGAUAACUUUUUAACAAUUA